Molecule: messenger RNA, 846 nt
Organism: Fonsecaea nubica
Lineage: Eukaryota; Fungi; Ascomycota; Eurotiomycetes; Chaetothyriales; Herpotrichiellaceae
Exons: 1
Coding region: 1-846 (281 amino acids)
Biological process (GO): fatty acid beta-oxidation
Cellular component (GO): peroxisome
Molecular function (GO): enoyl-CoA hydratase activity; delta(3)-delta(2)-enoyl-CoA isomerase activity
Source: RefSeq, a predicted model, not a curated record
AUGCCACCGAUCCCACCUCUUUUCGUGCUCCAAGUUCCGCCGACGUUGAAUGCCGGCUCAAAUGCUCAAGGCGAGCAAGGAAACUUCAUUUGCACCCAGGCCGCUCCUCAAGUAUACCUACUGUCCUUCUCCAGCCCGCCGGACAACCGUCUCACUCCCGCCUUCAAUCAAACAUUCCUGCUGGCACUUGACAUUAUCGAGCACCGUCUCCCUCGGGGAGUGGUCAUAACGACCUCAUCCAUCACCAAGUUCUAUUCCAAUGGGCUGGACUUUGAGAAUGCUAUCAAGGACCCGACUUUCUUCCCAAACAGUCUUUAUCCCUUGUGGCGUCGUUUGAUCAGUUAUCCAAUGCCCACAGUGGCAUUGAUAAAUGGCCAUGCUUUCGCCGGCGGCUUGAUGACCGCCAUGAUGCAUGAUUAUCGCAUCAUGAACCCUCACAAGGGGUUUUUGUGCCUGAACGAACUGGAUUUUGGUGCAGCUCUUCAACCGGCCAUGGCAACAGUGUUUCGAGUGAAGUUAAACAUGACGACUUUCAGGAAUAUGGUUCUGGAGAGCAGAAGAUUUCCCGCCCUGGAGGCCUUGAAAGAGGGCAUCAUUGAUGGCGUUGGGGGUGUUGAAGAGACGCUCGCCUUCAUUUCGGAGAUGAAGCUGGCUCAGAAGGCUCAAGGAAAGUCAUAUGGUCUGAUCAAGGAGGAGCUAUACCGAGAGGUGAUCAAAGACCUAGACGAAGGCGCUGAUGCCCGCGCAAAGCUAGCCGCGAGAGAUCUAGAUCGCAACCGUCGGGGACUGGAAUCCAGGAGAAGGGUCGACGAGUAUCAGGCGGUGGUGCAGAGGGCGAAACUCUGA